AUGUCUCGUCUUCGCGAACUAACGGAACAUGUAUCGAAAGCAAAACAUAGAUGGACGGGUCACAUCAUGAGAAGAAUCGACGACAGAUGGACUAAAAGAACGCUAGAGUGGAUCCGAAGAGAUGCUAAACACCCUCGAGGGAGACCGCCAACGAGAUGGGGUGACGUGUUCGUUACACGGAUGGACCAGCUGAGAGGUCAGCUGGAUACGGCUCAAGGACCUCGUCAGUGUCACUCACGAAACUUGAGAACUUCUUCGAUGACAAUGGCGAGGGAAUGA
Necator americanus (New World hookworm) is the source of this 279-nucleotide messenger RNA. RefSeq lists its product as uncharacterized. The record is from RefSeq and is a predicted model, not a curated record. The transcript has a single exon. NCBI's taxonomy places the organism in Eukaryota, Metazoa, Nematoda, Chromadorea, Rhabditida, Ancylostomatidae. Bases 1 to 279 code for a protein of 92 amino acids.